AUGACAGCUGAAGAGUUAGAGCAAUGGCUCAAAGGACCUGGCAGUCAAGAGUCGGGCUGGUCGAAAGACGACGGUUCAGGAGAGAGCAUCGGCCAUGAAAGUGGAAGGAAGAUCGUUGAGAUCCUGAAAAAGAACCCGCAUAAAGACCCGUCCCAAUAUGACGAGGAAGAUAUAGCGCAUAUGAGAAAAGUCGCCGCCUAUAACAAGCGCCAUCUCGCGCAGGAGGAAAAGGCCAAACAAGACACGAACAGCAACUCGUAUAAGAGCCUGAAGAACUGGGGACACGAUGCGCAGAAAUCGUAA
Molecule: messenger RNA, 303 nt
Organism: Cladophialophora yegresii CBS 114405
Lineage: Eukaryota; Fungi; Ascomycota; Eurotiomycetes; Chaetothyriales; Herpotrichiellaceae
Exons: 2
Coding region: 1-303 (100 amino acids)
Source: RefSeq, a predicted model, not a curated record